Molecule: messenger RNA, 1361 nt
Organism: Lottia gigantea (owl limpet)
Lineage: Eukaryota; Metazoa; Mollusca; Gastropoda; Lottiidae
Exons: 4
Coding region: 1-741 (246 amino acids)
Biological process (GO): tail-anchored membrane protein insertion into ER membrane
Cellular component (GO): GET complex
Source: RefSeq, a predicted model, not a curated record
AUGGCUUCCGCCGCUGAAAGGAGAGAAGCAAGGAGGCAAAAAAUCCUUCAGAAUUCUGAAAAUCGUAUGAAAGUAUUACUCGGAGAAAAAACAGACACUCAAAAUGUGAGGGAAACACUCAACAGUGAAGCUGAAUCAGAAAAUGUUACAUCAGCUCAUGAAAGCUCACUUAAUAGAAGGUUACAUGAACCAGAUAUUGUAAAACCCAAAGAACUAGAUGAAGUAUCAACAGCUUCUUCAGCUGUUCCAGAUGGUGACAUCCCAAGACUUUUAUCUUCUAGAAAGGGAUCCCCAACAGUUAAAAUUCAAAAACUCUCACCUGUGCCGAAGGAAAUUCAUGAACCCACUGUAAAUGUCAAGAAGGUCCCAGAGGCCAAACCUGAAGAACUAUGGAAGAUUUUCGAUUUAUUACGAUUUGGUGCAAUGAUUUUGUUAGCUGUUGUUGUAAGAUGGCUGUUAUCCUAUGGUUUUGGAUUAUUUUAUGUUAAGUCCAUUUUUAUCCCAUUUAUUGCUACAGAAAUUGCCAUUUAUGCCUUUCAACAGAUCAAUAUGCAGAAUAUUGUUUUGCCUCAAAAGGGAUCUCUUCUAUCUAGUGCCUUGAUGUUGUGUGGUAUAAAACCUGAUGUUAUUAAACUAUAUAAUCGUGUGAUGAGCUAUAUAUCAGCUAUAUCUGAAGAUUGUGCUAUUUAUCUAUUUACCUUUGUUCUAUGCAAUAUUGUUAUGGCUCUGCCUGAGGAAUAGCAGAUUUCUUACUAUUAACUUGGUUUGGUUCAACACCCCCAGUGAUUAUCUUGUAGAAUUUUUUUCUCAGCAAGUUUGAUAAGAAUCUACAAUAUUGUCAAUUAGAGAACAAUUCCUUGACCAUGUUGAAUGAAUAUCUGAAAAGAGAUCUUGCUCUUACUGACGGCAGAUAAAUGUCUUCUACUUGUUAUUAGUUAUCGCUAAAGGUAGUUAAAGAAGGCCCAAGAUCCUCAUUCGAUAUUCAACAUUUGUGAGUGCUGCCGUUUUAAACUAAAUGAAUCUAAACUUGAUAGGCAUUGUGAUAUCAUAACAGAAGGUUGCCCUUGCUGCUGAAUCAUCAAUGUGCGAACUUUUACAGUGAGGUUCAGUCUUGAUCAAUAGUGCGGGCACAAGAACAGUCUUGGUCACUGAUUUUUGUCGUCGACUCAAAUUUCGAGUAAAAAUAUAAAGUGAAGUGAAAAACCAUGGUUGACAGAAAAGGGUGGUACGAUUUUUUUUAGGAGUUGAGUGAAACAAGUACAAUGGUAAAUAAUAGAUUCCAGUUUGAUCCCCAUAAUGCAUCAUUCCUAGAGGUUUCCUUUUAGUUUAGGGUAGCGCUCAAUUGGUUAGUUCUGACUUUA